Microthlaspi erraticum is the source of this 432-nucleotide messenger RNA. NCBI's taxonomy places the organism in Eukaryota, Viridiplantae, Streptophyta, Magnoliopsida, Brassicales, Brassicaceae. The record is from the annotation of a GenBank genome assembly.
AUGUUCCACGCUCGGCCAAAUCUCGUCCGUCCGUCUGAAGUCUCGGCCAAAGUCCAAAACCGUCGGCCGAUCACGCAUCACGACCCGGGAAACUAUUGCCCGCGGUCGGCCACGCCACGCUCACGCCACCGCGCACGACCAAACCGCCGAGCCGGGAAAAGCCUCGCGGCCGCGCAACCCUCGCGUACCACGCACGAACGCGUCCGAGCCGGGAAACUACGUCCCGCGUCCGGCCGAGAUUUCAUCGGCCAAAUCACCCGUCCGACCACGCGGCCGACCACGAAUCCGUCCGACCCGACCGUUCCGACUCGGCCACAACCCGAUUGUCCGGCCGAUCGUCCCGACGACCGUCCCAACGCCGCGGUCGACCCGAAGCCCGUUUUGAAGCCCAAUUAUUUUUCAAGGCCCGGCUUAACCCUAAGCCGCCUCUAA